CCAAAAUAAAAAUGCUGGAAAGAGCAAGAUAUCUUUGAUCUAUGCAGAUAUUUUCCAUUGAGGCACUUUAGUAAUCUACUGGCAACAACCAUAGCCAGAUUUUUUUUUUUUUUUACUUUCUUUUACAACUGAUGUUGUUUUUUUCUCCUAUUUGUCAGUUAAUAGGCAAAUGGAGGAAUGAACCUACUUAAAAUUGCUUCUUCAGCGCGUAGUUCUGUUUCAUCUCGACUGUUGUGGCUUAGUAUCUUUCUGCUACUUUGCCUUCCUGACUCAAAAGGAAAAGCCAUUUGGACAGCUCACUUGAACAUAACAUUUCAGGUGGGAAAUCAGAUCGUAUCAGAAUUAGGAGAGAGUGGAGUAUUUGGGAAUCAUUCUCCUCUGGAAAGGGUGUCUGGUGUGGUGGUCCUUCCUGAAGGAUGGAAUCAGAACGCUUGUAAUCCUUUGACCAAUUUCAGCAGACCUGAGCAGGCAGACUCUUGGCUGGCCCUAAUUGAACGGGGAGGCUGUACUUUUACCCAUAAAAUCAAUGUGGCAGCAGAGAAGGGAGCAAAUGGGGUCAUCAUCUAUAACUACCCAGGGACAGGCAACAAAGUAUUUCCCAUGUCUCACCAGGGGACAGAAAACAUAGUCGCAGUGAUGAUAGGCAACCUGAAAGGCAUGGAACUUCUUCACCUGAUCCAGAAAGGAGCCUAUGUGACGAUCAUCAUCGAAGUGGGCAGAAUGCACAUGCCGUGGCUGAGCCAUUAUGUUACGUCGCUGUUUACCUUCUUGGCUGCCACAAUCACCUACCUUUUUUUGUAUUGUGCCUGGAGACCCAGAGUACCCAGUUCUUCUACCAGGAGGAGAAGGCAGAUCAAGGCAGAUGUGAAGAAAGCGAUCAGUCAGCUUCAACUGCGAGUGCUCAAAGUCGGGGAUAAGGAACUAGAUCCAAAUGAAGACAAUUGUGUUGUUUGCUUUGACAUAUACAAACCCCAAGACGUAAUACGUAUUUUAACUUGCAAGCAUUUUUUCCAUAAGGCAUGCAUUGACCCCUGGCUUUUAGCCCAUAGGACAUGCCCCAUGUGCAAGUGUGACGUUCUGAAAGCUUAAGAAGCCCAGCACAUCUUCCCAAGACGAAACCAGAUCUUUCCAAAGAUUAAGAUUAGAUGAAUUCGCUUGCACUUUACGUAGAAAGAAAACUUCAACUUCAGCUUCUCUAUCAAGUAUGAAAGAGGGUGAAAUUAGUGUGUUUAAAAAAUAAACUGCAUGUCAUGC
Tupaia belangeri chinensis (Chinese tree shrew) is the source of this 1254-nucleotide messenger RNA. RefSeq names its product ring finger protein 148 (gene RNF148). The transcript has a single exon. Lineage: Eukaryota; Metazoa; Chordata; Mammalia; Scandentia; Tupaiidae. The coding region runs from base 178 to 1089 and encodes 303 amino acids. The record is from RefSeq and is a predicted model, not a curated record.